Molecule: messenger RNA, 1140 nt
Organism: Blumeria graminis f. sp. triticale
Lineage: Eukaryota; Fungi; Ascomycota; Leotiomycetes; Helotiales; Erysiphaceae
Source: the annotation of a GenBank genome assembly
AUGUUACACACUCUAAUUUUGUCUACUUAUGUACCCUACAUCUGGUUCUAUUAUUCGGCCGCCUUUCCAUUAGAGAGUACAGAAUCUCAGUGGACUAAAUCUCUAACUGGACGAGGUAGUAGUCAAAAUGAUUAUCAGGAUCAGUUUAUGAUGGGUAUCAAUCAGUUACAGGCUUGGUAUGAUGAUCAUAAUGGUCUCUGGAAUAAUGCUUGGUGGCAAAGCGCAAAUAUCAUCACAAUGAUGGCCGAUUUUCAGGAGCACUUUCCUUCCAAGAUUGCAUCAAUAACUGAUCAUGUAUUCCCGAACACCCUACAUCAGGCGCCCACUGUCUUUCCCAACUUCAUCAACGAGUACUACGAUGACGAGCUAUGGUGGGCACUGGCCUGGAUUAAGGUGUAUGAUGUCACAUCAAACCCGGUCUACCUUGAUACGGCGGCGGCGAUAUUCGAUGAUACAAAAUUUAUUUGGGGACAGACGCCGUGCGGUGGACUUUGGUGGGAUAAAUACCAUACGGAAAUCAUCGCCGUGGAAAACGAGCUGUAUUUAACCACAGCUGCAAAGUUGGCGAAUCGAAGGCCGUCAAAUCCGUCUCCAUAUUAUUAUUUAAAUGAGGCAACUAAGGCCGCUUUAUGGUUCCGAGAUUCGGGACUUAUAAACGACAAUAACCUCAUAAACGAUGGUCUCAGCCUGGGCACAUGCUAUAAUAAUGGAGACUUUGUAAACUCCUACAACCAGGGAACCAUAUUGUCAGGUCUUCUCGAGUUGACGCGGGCUACGCAAGACCGUCAGUAUGCUAACCUUGCUCACACGCUAGCGGAGGCAUCAACAUCCGCUUUGACCGACUCGGAAGGUAUUCUCCAUGAGCCAUGUGAGCCGAAUGCCUGUAAUAGUGAUGAAGAACAGUUCAAGGGCAUAUUUGUCCGCAACGUUCAGUUCCUCUACAGUCAUGAUUCUGACCUCCCACUGGCCAUGGCCGCACUCUGCAAAAGGUUUAUUCAGACCGAUGUAGACUCUAUCUGGACUAGAGACAAUGCAAACGGGCGAUUUGGACUAGUUUGGAGUGGGCCAAGUAGUGAAGCGACCGUGCAAUCACAAAGCUCGGCAUUAGAUGCAAUUGUUAGCGCGGCUAACGUGUCGUAA